Malurus melanocephalus (red-backed fairy wren) is the source of this 4190-nucleotide messenger RNA. RefSeq names its product OTU deubiquitinase 7B (gene OTUD7B). The record is from RefSeq and is a predicted model, not a curated record. Gene Ontology annotation, biological process: protein K63-linked deubiquitination; protein deubiquitination involved in ubiquitin-dependent protein catabolic process; protein K48-linked deubiquitination. Lineage: Eukaryota; Metazoa; Chordata; Aves; Passeriformes; Maluridae. The transcript is spliced from 11 exons. Gene Ontology annotation, cellular component: cytoplasm; nucleus. Gene Ontology annotation, molecular function: DNA binding; zinc ion binding; cysteine-type deubiquitinase activity. The coding region runs from base 524 to 3007 and encodes 827 amino acids.
UUGGUUUGGUUUUGUGUCUGGAAGGGGCYUUUUAAAAUGUAUUUUUCUUAGGACACAUUUCCUAAUUCUAACAUUUUGUCUUUGCUUCUCUUCCCUUGGCUCACAGCUGGGAUGCUCGGAGUGAGAUGGGACAGGGAUUUGCUCCCUGUAAAUGUACAAGAGAAACUUUCUGCUUUAUCACUGCUCCCAAAUAUUCAUUACUUGUAUUAUUUAUUCCCAGUUCCUUAUUCCUGUAUUUGGAAAGAAAAGCUCCACCACCUUUGAGAUGGGAAUUUGGUUUAGUUCACGGAUUUUCCAAGUAAAUGCCGUUGUUGGUUACAGCAGAGUGGGUUUUGCUCUCCCACUUGCCAGGAAUGAACUGGCAAUCCUGGAGCACAGUUAAUUUGAGCGGGGAGGUUUACGUGCCCCUGGGGCCAUUCCCAGCCUGGGAUCCGUGUGCUGGGAAUGUUCCACGGGUGCUGUGGUGUCAUUCCCAGGUUGAUGCUGAGGAGCCGCUCGGGUGCCGCUGACUCCAUCCUCGGCUAUGGACAUCGUCCUGUCCGACUUUGUUCGCUCAACGGGGGCAGAGCCUGGGCUGGCCAGAGACCUCCUUGAAGGCAAGAACUGGGACCUGAGCGCGGCGCUGAGCGACUUCGAGCAGCUCCGGCAGGUCCACGCGGGGACCCUGCCCCAUUCCUGCAGCGACAGCCCCGGGGCUCGGCCCCCGGAACGGGAACUGCCCCGGCCGGCCAGGCCCCCGCUGCAGCGCCAGGAUGACAUCGUGCAGGUUCCGCUCCAGCUGCUCUCCCUGAGCCUUGGUUUCGGAAGGGCUGAGCCCCCCAGUGCCCCCCAGUGCCCCCAGUGCCCCCAGUCCUGUGCUGUGCCAUGGUUUCACGCUCUCCCAAUCUCCCCAGGGCGCCUGAACUGGUGGGUGACGGUGGAUCCGAGCUGCCAGCGGCUGCUGCCCCUGGCCACCACUGGCGAUGGGAAUUGCCUGCUCCACGCCGCCUCCCUGGGAAUGUGGGGCUUCCACGACCGGGAUCUGAUGCUGAGGAAAUCCCUCUAUACCCUGAUGGACAAGGGAGCGGAGCGGGAAGCGCUGAGGAGGAGGUGGCGCUGGCAGCAGACGCAGCAGAACAAGGAGUCUGGCCUGGUUUACACGGAGGAGGAGUGGCAGAAGGAGUGGAACGAGCUGAUCAAGCUGGCGUCCAGCGAGCCCCGGGUACACUACGGCACCAACGGCGGCGGCUGCGGCGGGGUGGAGAGCUCGGAGGAGCCRGUGUACGAGAGCCUGGAGGAGUUCCACGUCUUUGUGCUGGCCCACGUGCUCAAGAGACCCAUCGUGGUGGUGGCAGACACGAUGCUGCGCGACUCGGGUGGUGAAGCAUUUGCCCCAAUUCCCUUUGGAGGGAUCUAUCUGCCCCUGGAAGUCCCAGCCAACAAAUGCCAUCGCUCUCCAUUAGUCCUGGCUUAUGAUCAAGCCCAUUUUUCUGCCCUGGUCUCCAUGGAGCAGAAGGAAAACACGAAGGAUCAAGCUGUGAUCCCCCUGACGGAUUCUGAGCACAAGCUGCUCCCCGUGCACUUCGCCGUGGAUCCSGGGAAGGAGUGGCAGUGGGGGAAGGACGACARUGACAAUGUCARGCUGGCCAGCGUGACGCUGUCGCUGGAGGCCAAACUGCACCUGCUGCACAGCUACAUGAAUGUCCGAUGGAUCACAUUGCCUUGUGACAUGCAGGCACCUCUGGCUCAGCCAGAAUCCCCCACAGCCUCUGCAGGGGACGAUGCUCGCUCAGCAGCAGAGUCGGGCGAGUCGGACAAGGAGUCGGUGUGCAGCAGCUCUGCCAGCAACGGGGGCACCAGGGCGGGCAAGGACAGGGACAAACCGAAGAAGGAGCGGGAAAAGGAGAAGGAAAAGGAUAAAAAACGGGCAGACUCAGUGGCCAACAAGCUGGGAAGCUUCGGGAAGACUCUGGGCAGCAAACUAAAAAAGAACAUGGGGGGUCUGAUGCACAGCAAAGCUGUGAAGGGUGGCUUGAGUAACGGGCAGGGAGACACCCUGGAGAAAAAGAAGAAGGGAUCCCUGAAGGCACGGAAAGGCAGCAAAGAGGAAUGUGCCCCAGGAGACUUGUCAGCUCCUGCAGAGAAAACGUGUGCAGGUAAAGCAGCGCCRGAGAAGGCGUCGGAUCCCUCCAAGUACAGCAACGACGUGCGGCUGAGCCUGAGCAUCCUGCGCGCAGCCAUGCAGGGCGAGCGCAAGUUCAUCUUCGCUGGCCACCUCAAGACCAGCASCCGGCACCAGUUCCAGGAGGAGAUGAUCCAGAGGUACCUCCUGGACGCCGAGGAGCGUUUCCUGGCAGAGCAGAGGCAGAAGGAGGCGGAGAAGAAGGCACUGGGCAGCGCUGCCCCGGCCAAGAGGCCRGAAGGAGAGGCGGGUGCCCCGCGGAGCGAGGAGGUGAUGCCGAGCCCGGUGUUCUCCCAGCCACCCCAAACCUACCCGCCCCAGCCCCUGGAGACAGCCCUGGGUGCUAAGAUAGCCGCUUUUCCUGCCAGCUAUUCCGGUGUUUUCACCUUCCCCAGGCCCUCCGUGGGCAGUGCCGAGGGGCUGAACCCCCCCGGGUGCCCCGAGGGCCGGCGGCAGCUGGCAGGGGGUCCCUGCGGGAGCCUCCCCCCCUACGCCACCCUGCCCCGGCACCACCAGGGCCGGCUCAGCCCCUGCCCCCCCGGCCCUGCCCCCCUGGGCCGCUUCUCCCCCACGGACACGGAGCUGCAGCCCCCGUUCCCUGUGCAGUGCGAGGGCUCCGGCUGCCUCUCCCCGCACAGCAACGGCUGCCGGCAGCUCCUCGAGCAGGACAAGGSAGCGACGGCGGAGAAAAUGAGAAGCCAGGCCCUCUACAGCAUCCAGCAGACCAAGUGCAAACAGCCCAACUGCAGCUUCUAUGGACACCCAGAGACCGGGAAUUUCUGCUCGUGCUGUUACAAGGAGGAGCUGCGGCGCAGGGAGCGGGAGGCUCUGGUGCACCGGUUCUGACGCUGCCCCUGCCUGCAGCCAGACCCACGGAACGUGGGCAAUGCAAUAAGAGAGAUCCCUUUUGGUUUUACACCCACCCACRCUCCCCUCCCACUCUGCGGGAGCUGGGAGCAGGCGUUGGGCCAGAUGGGCUGGGGAAGGGCAUGGAGAGGGGGAACAGUCCCUGCUGUCCCAGAGCCCCUGGAGUCASGAGGAGGAGGAGGAKGAGGAUUCCCAGGGUGCCUGGGGACAGUGGGGGCUGCUCAGGUCGGAGCACAGGGUGAGGGGGGAGAAUUCCUCAAAAACUCAAUAAACCAGACCAAAGCUUUGGGGGCGGGCAGGGGGAGCAGCUCCCGCCACGUCCUUCCCGCUGCCCCGACCACCUGGGACGGAGCAAAACCGCCCCAUUUUGAGCGUCACAAACCUUUUAAUGGAGUUUUUUAACACUGGUUUUAUUCUGUAUUUCUUCUUGCUGGUACUGAGCGACACCACAUCGGAGUUGGACAUUGGUGAGGUGGGGUGGGUUGGACUCCUGCCCCACCCAGUCCCGGGUGGCACCAGGAUGGGCUGAGGGCUCCGUCCCCGCCCUCCCCGACCGACGAGCUCAACUCUGGCUUUAAAAUGUUGUUUUUAAACUCUUUCUGAGUCGGGGAGAGCCAGGGGGGCUCCCAGUGCUCAAGGGAUUGGAGGUUUCUCUUCCUGUGCAGAAGCCCCGGUCCACAGGAGGGCUGAGGCGAGAUCCUGGGUCAGUGGCGUGGGGCAAAUCCCCCAGGAAUGGCCACUGGAAAGGGGCCCCAGAGCAUCCCAGUGCUGGGCUGGAGCCGGGGAGCCACAGCCCCAUGGAACUCCUACUUGAGCACAGCUACUCUUGUACUACCUCUGAUCCUGAUUAACUUGGCUCCGUUGUGCUGAGCCACCAACUGACCUUUAGGCUGCAGAAUUAAUCCAUAUUUUUGAUAACAGGGCUAAAAAGCAGAACAGUAAGGUAAAAUUCUCCCGUGACUAAUGUCCCGCGCUAUUCCUGACCCCAUCCCGGCCCCCUGGCUCCCAGGGUGGGAUUCACUUUAGCACUGCGAUGUUUGCACAGAAUUCCUUGGGUUUUUUGGUAACUGCAGCUCUCAAAUGGGGCCCGAUCCUGCACGGAGUGAGGUGCAGCAUUUCCUAUCACAUGGAAAUAAAACAGGAGUUCUAUCUUUCCGUGAGA